UGGCACUGCUCUUGCAACCUGCUCUUCGCGAAAUGGAACUGCGGGGUGGAGGGGAGGUGGGAAGCGGGGACCAGCCCCGCCGCCCUAAAUGGGGAAGUGAGCCGACUGCGGGCGCGCCAGCCGCGGAUGGGCCCCCCCCACCAUUCCCGCCGGCGCCCUGCAAGAUGGCGACGGGGCUGCGUGCCCCUCGGAGGCGCGUCGCUGCCCCACGCCUGGCGCUUGGUCCAAGGCCAGCAGCCCCGAUCCCAUAACCGGGCCCCUGCCCCAGCCUGCGGUCUUCGCGAGCUGUCACAGCCGAGUGGUCACCAUCGGGGUGGGGCGGGGGGUGGGCUUUGGGAUUGUUUUGAGCCCCCUGGUCCUGCAGAGCGGCGUCCUGCUGGGACUCCUCCCUCAGCUCCUACUGACCCUGCCUUCUGGGUUGUUCCAGGGACGGCUUGGGGUUUGGAGGGGGCAGUCCCCGGGAUUGGGGGUCGCGUGCGGUCUUGGGGAUUGUCGCUCCCCAAGUGACAGAGUUACGGGGAGGUGGGACCGGCGCACCUGGAUUCACAGCCUCCUGGGGCCCGCCCUCCCCCAGCUGUGAGCGUGACCAACUGACACCGCACCAGAAACGGGGCGGGGGGCAGGGCUGUUGAGUUGACCCCCUUCUGUAGUGUUGGGGGUGUCCCGGAGGAAGGGGGAUGGGGAAGGAGAGGUCCGAGCUUCCCUGGGGCACGGCUGGGGGCCCAGAGCUCUCUGAGCUAUGCCAGUGCCCCUUCUCCCUCCCCCGGGCAGGCCGUGGGUUCUCAGGGCAGAGAAGUGGCUGGGUCACCAUGAGAAUCCAGGCCCUGCUCCCCCCAGGCUGCGGGUCAACCCCAUGGUACCCCCCCGUUGUCUCCUGGUCUCCUCUGCACUCCCCCCACCAAUCCUGCUUUGGGGGCCUUCCUCUGGCGCCUUGCCGCGGAUCCCCCUUCUGUUUCCCCCAUCUGUGGGCUCGGGAACAGGGUCAGCCCGGGUCACCGCAGUGCCCAGCGCAGGCCUCCCGGUGCGUAACCCAUGAGGUGACCCCGAGCCGCUCUGGCGCCCCACACCCGGUCCGGCCCGCUCGCUUCUACGCGGUGCUCCGUCCAGUGUCACGAGGGCGUCGCACAGGCCCGCGUGUCCACGCUCUGUGCAGACCCCCGGCGCACACUUUCCAAAACUCCAGGGCAUCGGGCGAAAUGACACCCGGAGAUUCCAGAGUCCCAGGUGAGCGCCCCUUUGCCUGUGACUGGCCGGGCUGCGACAAGAAGUUCGCGCGCUCCGACGAGCUGGCCCGUCACCACCGGACGCACACCGGCGAGAAGCGCUUCCCCUGCCCGCUCUGCUCCAAGCGCUUUACCCGCAGCGACCACCUGACCAAGCAUGCGCGCCGCCACCCUGGUUUCCGCCCGGAGCUGCUCCGGCGCCCGGGCGCCCGCAGCACCUCGCCCAGCGACUCGCUGCCCUGUAGCCAGGCAGGCAGCCCCGCACCCAGCCCGGCCCCCAGCCCUGCCCCUGCCGGCCUGUAGAGCCCUCGUCCACCCGCCCUGCGCGCCCCCGCUGGGCCUGGGCACGAGCACCAGCGAGACGCCUGCUGUCCAGGGCCCCGGGGCUGGCGGCAGACUGAUGGCCCGCCCGGCCACUCACAGCGUUUCCCUGAGGGCCCCCGGGAUGCCCUUUUCCCUCCUCAAGAAAGCAAGGAGGGGCUUGAGAUGGGACCCGGAGGUGGUCCUCAGGAGGGGCACCUGGGGUCUGCGACUGUAAAUAGCCAGGAUGGAUGACUCUCUUCCCGUGUGUUAAUGAGCAGGGACCCCAUGUGGGUGGCCGGCAGGCGUUCCCCUCCCCCCACAGCCACCUCCCUGCUUGGGGGUGGGGGGCCUGGAGGGGCCAGGAAAGGCACGCCGCUAACCAGUGCUCGGACUUGGCCCCCAUGCCCCUCUCUCCAGGUUGGGAUGGUGUGUGCAAAGAGCCAUAAAUGAACCAGGGGCUACUAAGAGCCCUGGCCUGUCCCCAGCCCCCACCCCGCCCCGGGGCCCCUCACCCCACUGAAAGCCAUUGGAGACGUUCAGGGAACUGGGGUGCGGCCCGCCGCCCCCAUUCGGGUACUCAAUCUCAGGUGUCCACAGCUUCUGACCAUGGUAAGGGCUGCCCGGCUCCCCAGCAGCAGGGGCUGUGUAGGGAGGGAGGCGGUAGGGUUUCCGUAGGGGCCUGCGUUUUGCCUCUGAGACCUGGGAUAUAGGGAGGGGGAGGAACUGGGGUACUUCCAAAGAGCAUUUUGACUCACUUUGUGGGGAGGCAGAGAUCUUGAGAUGGGAGUAAAUGCUGACUUAUUUAUUUUCUGGAUCUCGGCUGGUGUGGGGGGGGUGGAGCCACCCGUCUGUGGGCGCAUGUGGGAGUGAGUGAGAAACAUUUCUGGGGAGGCUGGUGCCAGCCAGGGUCCCUGACUUUGGCCUUUCCCAGCAUCACGUGACAAUCAAUCCCUCCUGUUUGGGACCACGACAGCCAUUGGGCACAAUGCUGGCCCUUACGCCUGGCAGGUCCCCCUGGGUACGUGGCCCCGGACCAGCUUGAGGUCCCACCCACGCAGGCAGGAAGCAGGAGGGCUGACCCCUGAGCCCCCUGGGAUAGCUCGUUUUUUUCGGAGCGGGUAGAAUAUUUUUUCAGGCGCCAGUCCCUUUCUUGAUCCGGGCCGUGGGUGGUCCGUCGUCCUCAGGGGGUGUGGGUGUGUGUGCGGGUCCGCAUGACGGGAGCGUCGGUAGGGAGUGGUGAAUGCUGGUGCACUCGGCCGGUGUCCUGCUGUGGCUUCAGUUGGCUUUCGUUUUGGAUAGAGGACCCCCGCCCUGGACUGAGACCUUGGAAGGGCCCGUCCCCCUCCUGCCGUUGGCUCGGGCGAGGGAGCAGGGUUUGGGUGGCUGUGGUGUGGACCCCACCCGGCCUGGCAGGAUCCAGGGAGGGUGCUUAGGGUCCUGGGGAGGGGGACGGGCCGGGGAAGCCCUUUUGGAGCCGGGCUGGGGAGUGUCUUCCAGGCAGGUCCUUUAGGAGCCAGACUGUGUGUGCCCUCUGACCCUGUCCAGCAGUGUCGGUGAGAUGCCUUGGUCCGUGGGGGGUGGGCCGGGCCCCGUUUUCCUUCUGUCUGGAUUGUCCCAGCCCUGCCCGGUGCCUGUCUGCAGGAGGCGGAAUGCCGGUCAGAGGCCUAGGGAGCUGCGGACUCAUCCUUGGCCCCUCUCCAGGGUCCAGGGGUCUGGGGAGACCCGUGCCCCUCCUCCCCCAAGGGGCUAGUGGUCAUUGGGACCUGAUGCCAGCCGCUUAGAUGUGGCCUUUCAAGCGGGGGAGGGCCCCAAGGGACUUGUGCUUUCGGGUGGCGCUCCCUACCCCUCCCCUGCCCGGCCUCUUCCUUGUAUUUAAUUAAAUAAGCCCUUUUUUAAACCCAA
Manis javanica (Malayan pangolin) is the source of this 3428-nucleotide messenger RNA. It is a transcript of the gene KLF16, whose product is annotated as KLF transcription factor 16. The record is from RefSeq and is a predicted model, not a curated record. Gene Ontology annotation, biological process: regulation of transcription by RNA polymerase II. Lineage: Eukaryota; Metazoa; Chordata; Mammalia; Pholidota; Manidae. Gene Ontology annotation, molecular function: DNA-binding transcription factor activity, RNA polymerase II-specific; RNA polymerase II cis-regulatory region sequence-specific DNA binding.